Liolophura sinensis is the source of this 2158-nucleotide messenger RNA. RefSeq names its product splicing factor Cactin-like. The transcript has 18 exons. The record is from RefSeq and is a predicted model, not a curated record. Gene Ontology annotation, molecular function: protein binding. Gene Ontology annotation, biological process: mRNA cis splicing, via spliceosome. Lineage: Eukaryota; Metazoa; Mollusca; Polyplacophora; Chitonida; Chitonidae. Bases 1 to 2145 code for a protein of 714 amino acids. Gene Ontology annotation, cellular component: cytoplasm; spliceosomal complex.
AUGCAGGUUUGUGGUUGUGAAGAACUGAAAGACAAACUUCAUAUUUUCAGGUCCGGGUCACUUUCUGGAGGGUCGUCCUCUUCAUCUAAUAACUCCCAUUCUGAGACAGACUCGUCAAGGUCAAGAUCGCCCGUCAGGAAACACAAAAAACGUUCUGAAAGGUCAAGAUCAAGAGAGAAGAAAAAGAAAAAGAAAGAAAAGCACAAGAAGAGGUCAAGGUCAAGGUCCAGAGAAAGAGCUAAACGAAAGAAGUCUGAUAGAAGAAAAGAUACAGUGGAAAAACCCAGUGUCGACACAAAAACUGAAAAGGAACUUUUGAAGGCUUUGGAGACCCCAGAGGAGAAGAGGGCACGCCGAAUGGCAAAGAAGGAAGCGAAGGAAAGAAAGAGGAAAGAACAGAUGGGGUGGGACCAGGAAUACAUGGGUUACUCAAAUGCUGACAACCCUUUUGGAGAUGAACAUUUGUUGGAAACUUUUGUUUGGACCAAGAAAAUGUCAAAGGAAGGGAAGAAAAAUGUUACAGUGGAGGAGAUUCAACAGCUUCAGCGCCGCAAGAUGGAGGAAAAUAGGAGGGAGCUUGAAAAAGUGAAGAAGCGCAGACAAGAAAGAGAGAGAGAAAUGGAAGAGAGGGAGAAGGAAAGGGAGAAAAUGCAACGUGAAAAGGAGGCAGAAUAUUUCAGGGAAUGGGAGAAACAGGAAGACACUUUUCAUCUUCAACAAGCCAUGUUGAGAUCAGAGAUCCGAAUUCAAGAUGGUAGAGCUAAACCUAUAGAUUUGCUGGCCAAGUACAUCAGUGCAGAAGAUGAUGAGUUAGCCAUUGAGAUGCACGAGCCCUACACAUACCUGCACGGUAUGACCAUCACAGACCUAGAGGAUCUGUUAGAAGACAUUAAGGUGUACCUGGAGUUGGAGGAGGGGAAGAAUGUGGACUUUUGGAGGGAUAUCAUCAUCGUGACUGAGGAUGAACUGAAAAAACUUCGCAAACUUGAUCCCAGUAUACGAGAUCAUGUAGGGGAUCGCAGGGAAGGCAUUAACCAGGCUGUGACCAGUGAGGUGUCUAACGUGUUCAAAGGGAAGACGACCAAUCAGCUUCUGUUGUUGGAGGAGCAGAUCCACAAGAAGCUGCGUGGUGGAGAGGGUGUGGACAUUGGGUAUUGGGAAUCUCUUCUUCAGCAGCUUAAAGCCCACAUGGCCAAGACUAGGCUACGAGAAAGACACCAGGAAGUCCUCAGGCAGAAGCUCUUCAAACUUAAGCAGGAGCAAGGCAUUGAGUCAAACCCGCUGUUCCCUAUUGUGCAAGAGGGUAGUGUAUCUGAAAGGUCCCAGUCCCCAGGGGGGAUUCAGAAACAGGCACCUGCCAAAGAGGCAGACCUCAGACCUGGAGGAAGCAGCCAGAGCCCUGAGGCCGAACCAGGAAACAGUAACGAUGCCUCAGACCCCGAACCUGGCAACAGCAAAGAGAACCCCACACAAGAGGUGGAGAGUGUACUGACGGAGGAGGACCUGCUAGAUCAGAGUGUGGAUGAGUACGAGGCUGGCAAGUACUCCCCUAAGCUGAUCCGCCCAGAGGACUUGGACUAUGACACAGUCAUCUAUGAGACAGAAGAUGACCUGAAGAAGCUGGCAUUUGCCAGAGAACAAGUCCAGACCACUGGACGAGUGAAGAUGGACCAGGAGAGUGAGUUCAUCAAGAAAGCCAGAGAAGGUAUGAAUGAUGAGGAAGCCCAGUUCAGUGUGGAGGUGCCAAUAGAGCAGCAGGCCUUCCUCUGGUCUGACAAAUACAGGCCCAGAAAACCUCGAUUCUUCAACAGGGUUCACACUGGUUUUGAGUGGAAUAAGUACAAUCAGACUCACUACGACAUUGAUAAUCCCCCCCCUAAAAUAGUCCAGGGCUACAAGUUCAAUAUAUUUUAUCCUGACUUGAUAGACAAGCAUAAGACACCAAGCUACACACUGACACCCAUGGAAGACAACAAGGAUUUUUCAACUCUUCUGUUCAGUGCUGGUCCACCAUAUGAGGACAUUGCUUUCAAAAUCGUCAACAGAGAAUGGGAGUAUUCAUACAAGCGAGGAUUUCGCUGCCAGUUCCAGAACAACAUAUUUCAACUUUGGUUCCACUUCAAACGAUAUCGUUACAGGAGAUGAGACCCCUGUUGUG